Arachis ipaensis is the source of this 732-nucleotide messenger RNA. The record is from RefSeq and is a predicted model, not a curated record. Lineage: Eukaryota; Viridiplantae; Streptophyta; Magnoliopsida; Fabales; Fabaceae.
AUGUGUUACAACUCUCAACUUACAAAGACUUCAGGCACUAGACUCGAAGAUACAACCAAGUAUAGGCAAUUCAUUGGGCGCCUCAUCUACCUUACCAACACACGUCCGGACAUCUCUUUCGCAGUUAGCAAACUUAGUCAAUAUCUAGAUUGUCCUACUAAUGAUCAUUAUAGAGCUGGCAUGCAUCUUCUUCGCUAUCUCAAAGCCUCUCCAGCAGCUGGUCUUUUCUUCAGCAGCGACUCUGACCUCUCUUUAUCUGGCUACACAGAUUCUGAUUGGGCGACCUGUGCCGAUACACGUCGUUCUAUCUCUGGACAAUGUUUCUUUCUUGGCACUUCCCUCAUCUCUUGGAAGAGUAAGAAACAAGACACGGUGGCUCGCUCCUCAUCCGAGGCUGAAUACAGGGCAAUGGCCCUUGGUUCUAUCGAAGGACAAUGGCUUCUUUAUCUCCUCAAGGAUCUCAAUGUCGAUCAUCCAAAGCCUUUCACAAUGUACUGCGACAAUCAAUCCGCACUCCAUAUCGCUGCCAAUCCUGUCUUUCAUGAGCGAACCAAACAUAUAGAAGUGGAUUGCCAUAUCACAAGGGAAAAGGUUCAAGUUGGGAUAUUCAAGCUACUGCCAAUCUCUUCAGCUCACCAAACAGCUAAUGUAUUCACCAAAGCUUUGUCUCCUGGACCCUUCAAGCAGAUGUAUUUCAAGUUUGGAUUAGUGAAUUUUCACUAUCCAGCUUGA